Molecule: messenger RNA, 1167 nt
Organism: Notothenia coriiceps (black rockcod)
Lineage: Eukaryota; Metazoa; Chordata; Actinopteri; Perciformes; Nototheniidae
Gene: serpine3
Product: serpin peptidase inhibitor, clade E (nexin, plasminogen activator inhibitor type 1), member 3
Exons: 8
Coding region: 1-1038 (345 amino acids)
Biological process (GO): negative regulation of endopeptidase activity
Molecular function (GO): serine-type endopeptidase inhibitor activity
Source: RefSeq, a predicted model, not a curated record
AUGAAGGUGGAGUUAGUGGGAGCAGUGAGGUUGUUAGUGGACCUCAGUGCUGUUGAUGCCUCUGUUCAAAACUUCCUGUUGCAUUCACACAGCGACAUGAGAAACAACAGCCAGGGGAUCUGGCUGCAGCAGACCUGCACGCUGUUCGUACAGAGCGGCGUCCAGCUCCUCUCUGAGUUCACUAAACAUGCAGCUGUGUGGGCUAACACCAGCGUGGUGAGAGCCAACUUCAGCCAGCCCAACCCCAGGCAGCAGGAGAGAGCGGGGAACAACCACGACGAGCCCCUCCAGUCGGGCAGCAGCAGCGGGGAGCUGUCGGGGUCCGGCGAGGCCCAGGCGGAGGCUCUGUGGUGGGGCCACCGGCUGCAGAUGGCCCUGGUGAACACCGUGGCGUUCAGGGGCGUCUGGCAGAAACAGUUUCUGUUCACCAACACUCAGAACCUGCCCUUCACCCUCCCUGACGGCAGCGCCAUCAAAGUGCCCAUGAUGUACCAGGCCACAGAGGUCAGCUUCGGUCAGUUCAGGACGGCCUCGGAUCACCGCUACACCGUGCUGGAGCUGCCGUACCUGGGCCGCUCGCUCAGCCUGCAGGUGGCGCUGCCGAGCGAGAGGAAGACCCCGCUGUCCUGCAUCGAGUCACAGCUCACCGCCCGGCAGCUUGCAUCAUGGGAAACUGGCCUGCGCAGAACCAAGAUGGACGUCUUCCUCCCCAGGUUCAGGAUGCAGAACAAGUUCAACCUGAGGUCGGUUCUUCCCGCCAUGGGCAUCAGCGACGCCUUCAACCCGACAGCAGCUGACUUCUCUGAAAUAUCAGCGGAGGAAAGUCUUUAUGUUUCUGAUGCUUUCCAUGAAGUGAGGAUAGAAGUCACAGAAGACGGGACGAAGGCAGCUGCAGCUACAGCUAUGGUGCUUCUCAAGAGAUCCCGUGCUCCGGUCUUCAAAGCGGACCGGCCGUUCCUAUUUCUGAUACGACAAGUCAACACAGGAUCCAUCUUGUUUAUGGGCCGAGUGAUGAACCCAGCGGACCAAACACCCUAAGAAUCUCACACACACUACUGGUAUUUAUUUGUGGACCAACGGGAGGGUCCACGCCACGGACACUUCAGGAAGAGGGAUAAUAUUUUUGUACAUGUCUGUAAAUAAAAUUUUAAUACAUGUUUUUACGCC